AUGACAAACGCAAUAAAAGUCGAAGGCUACCCGUCUAUGGAAUGGCCCACGUCCUUAGAUAUCCCAUUAAAAGCUUCGGAAGAAUUGGUCGGUAUCGAUUUAGAAACCGAUUUACCGGAUGAUCCCACCGAUUUGAAGACUCUGUUAGUCGAGGAAAAUUCUGAAAAGGAACAUUGGUUGACCAUUGCUCUUGCUUAUUGUAACCAUGGGAAAACAAACGAAGGUAUUAAGCUGAUUGAAAUGGCCCUAGAUGUUUUUCAAAACUCUGAAAGGGCUUCAUUACACACUUUUCUGACUUGGGCACAUUUGAAUUUAGCGAAAGGACAAUCGCUUAGUGUGGAAACAAAAGAGCAUGAACUCACACAAGCUGAAUUAAACUUAAAAGAUGCUAUUGGAUUCGAUCCUACAUGGAUUGGAAAUAUGUUAGCCACGGUUGAAUUGUACUACCAGCGCGGUCAUUAUGACAAGGCUUUGGAAACCUCUGAUCUUUUUGUAAAGAGUAUUCAUGCUGAAGACCAUAGGUCUGGUAGGCAAUCCAAACCCAAUUGUUUGUUUUUACUGCUAAGAGCGAAAUUACUUUACCAGAAGAAAAACUAUAUGGCCAGUCUGAAAAUUUUCCAAGAAUUGUUGGUUAUAAACCCUGUUUUAAAACCAGAUCCUCGUAUUGGAAUUGGUCUGUGCUUUUGGCAGUUAAAGGAUCCUAAGAUGGCCAUCAAAUCGUGGCAGAGAGCUUUGCAACUAAACCCAAAGAACACGAGUGCCUCAAUCUUAGUAUUAUUGGGUGAAUUCCAUGACUCUUUAACCAAUUCUACAAAUGACAAAACUUUUAAGGAGGCUUUUGCAAAGGCGUUGACUGACCUGAACAAUAUUUUCUCCGAAAACCAGCAUAAUCCUGUUUUAUUGACACUAUUACAAACUUAUUACUACUUCAAAGGUGAUUAUCAGACUGUUUUGAAUAUCUAUCACCACAAAAUUUUAAAAAUGAGCCCCUUGAUAGCCAAAACAGUUCUAUCGGAAUCUUCAUUCUGGUGCGGUAGAGCACAUUAUGCAUUAGGUGAUUAUCGUAAAUCAUUCAUCAUGUUUCAAGAAAGCUUGAAAAAAAAUGAUGACAAUCUCCUCGCGAAAUUAGGGCUGGGUCAAACUCAAAUAAAAAAUAACUUGUUAGAGGAAAGUAUCAUUACGUUUGAGAAUCUUUAUAAGACAAAUGAAAGUUUACAAGAAUUAAAUUAUAUCUUGGGUAUGCUUUAUGCGGGCAAGGCCUUUGAUGCUAAGGCGGCCAAAAACAUUCCUGCCAAAGAACAAAGCAACCUAAAUGAAAAGGCCCUAAAGUAUUUAGAGAGAUACCUAAAAUUAACGCUUGCUACAAAGAAUCAAUUAGUUAUUUCCAGAGCUUACCUUGUCAUAUCCCAACUUUAUGAAUUACAAAACCAAUAUAAAACUUCAUUGGAUUAUCUUUCCAAAGCUUUAGAGGAAAUGGAGUUCAUUAAGAAGGAAAUUCCGCUGGAAGUACUCAAUAAUUUGGCAUGUUAUCACUUCAUAAACGGUGACCUUGUGAAGGCCGAUGAUCUCUUCAAACAAGCGAAGGCAAAAGUUAGUGAUAUGGAUAAAAGUGUAAAUAUUACACUUGAAUAUAACAUUGCUAGAACCAAUGAGAAAAACGAUUGUGAAAAAUCGGAAUCUAUAUAUUCCCAGGUGACGUCUCCACAUCCAGCUUAUAUCGCAGCAAGAAUAAGAAAUCUAUAUCUCAAGUUUGCACAGUCAAAGAUUGAAGAUUCAGAUAUGAGUACGGAAAUGAAUAAAUUAUUAGAGUUAAAAGAGUCUGAUCUGGAGAUCCGGUCAUUUUAUGGCUGGUACUUGAAAAAUAGUAAGGAAAGAAAAAACAAUGAAAAGAGCACAACUCAUAACAAGGAAACUUUGGUAAAAUAUAAUUCCCACGAUGCAUACGCCUUAAUUUCUUUGGCUAAUUUAUAUGUGACUAUCGCCAGAGAUGGAAAGAAGUCCAGGAAUCCAAAGGAACAGGAAAAAUCAAAGCAUUCUUACUUGAAAGCCAUUCAGUUAUAUCAGAAAGUUUUACAAGUUGAUCCUUUUAAUAUUUUCGCUGCUCAGGGUCUUGCAAUCAUUUUUGCAGAAAGCAAAAGGUUAGGACCCGCUCUGGAAAUAUUGAGGAAAGUAAGAGACUCUUUAGACAACGAAGAUGUUCAAUUGAACCUUGCCCAUUGCUAUCUGGAAAUGCGUGAAUAUGGUAAGGCCAUCGAGAAUUAUGAACUAGUUUUAAAAAAAUUUGACAAUGAAAAGACAAGACCACAUAUUCUGAACCUAUUGGGUAGGGCUUGGUACGCACGUGCUAUUAAAGAAAGAUCUGUGAGCUUUUAUCAAAAAGCAUUAGAAAAUGCUAAAACUUCUUUAGAUCUAUUUGUUAGAGAAUCUUCUAAGAGCAAGUUCAUCCAUAGCGUUAAGUUUAAUAUUGCUUUGUUGCAAUUUCAAAUAGCAGAAACGCUAAGAAGAUCAAAUCCCAAGUUUAGGACGGUGCAACAAAUCAAGGAUUCCUUAGAGGGUUUGAAGGAGGGUCUGGAACUGUUUAGAGAAUUGAAUGACUUGAAAGAAUUUAAUAUGAUUCCUAAGGAAGAGCUAGAACAGCGUAUUCAAUUGGGUGAAACCACUAUGAAAAGUGCAUUAGAACGUUCUUUGAACGAGCAAGAAGAAUUUGAGAAGGAACAAAGCGCCAAAAUUGAUGAAGCCCGUAAAAUCUUGGAGGAAAAAGAAUUAGAAGAGCAAGAAAGAAUGAAACAGGAGGAGGAAGCCAAACGUUUGAAGUUAGAAAAACAGGCGGAGGAGUAUAGAAGGCUACAAGACGAGGCACAAAAGUUAAUCCAAGAGCGUGAAGCCAUGGCUAUAAGUGAACACAAUGUUAAGGAUGAUUCAGAUCUUUCUGACAAAGACAAUGAAUAUGACGAAGAAAAACCAAGGCAAAAAAGAAAGAGAUCGACGAAGACAAAAAAUGACGGUGAACCCAAGAGAAGGAAGGCUGCUAAAAAGACUGUCUCUGAUAGCGACGAGGAUGAAGAUGAUGUGGUGAAAAAACCUUCCCACAAUAAGGGCAAAAAAUCUCAACUAUCGAAUGAAUUUAUUGAAGAUAGUGAUGAGGAGGAAGCUCAAAUGAGCGGUUCGGAACAAAACAAAAACGGCGACAACGACGACGACAAUGAUAAUGAUGAUAACGAUGGGUUGUUCUAA
Messenger RNA from Saccharomyces paradoxus, 3234 nucleotides. RefSeq names its product Ctr9p (gene CTR9). Gene Ontology annotation, molecular function: RNA polymerase II complex binding. Bases 1 to 3234 code for a protein of 1077 amino acids. NCBI's taxonomy places the organism in Eukaryota, Fungi, Ascomycota, Saccharomycetes, Saccharomycetales, Saccharomycetaceae. The transcript has a single exon. Gene Ontology annotation, cellular component: Cdc73/Paf1 complex. The record is from RefSeq and is a predicted model, not a curated record. Gene Ontology annotation, biological process: regulation of DNA-templated transcription.